AUGGCUCGUAUAACAUUAUGCAGUCAGCUACUUCCAUCUCUCCUUGUUCCAGUGAGGCAGAGGAACCAUUAUCAGUUGCUGGGAGUCAUAAGGACUGGUUUAAGCAGAGGGCGGCGCUUCUCUGCUGCGUCCUCAUCCAAGAUAAGCAUGAGCCUCAAAGCCGGCAUCGUUGGCCUCCCUAAUGUCGGCAAGUCCACUCUUUUCAAUGCCGUUGUUGAGAAUGGUAAGGCUCAAGCUGCCAAUUUUCCAUUUUGCACAAUAGAGCCAAAUGUAGGAAUUGUCGCAGUUCCAGAUCCACGUCUCAAUGUACUUUCUGAUCUCAGCAAAUCUCAGCGAGCAGUCCCAGCAUCUAUAGAACUUGUAGAUAUUGCUGGCCUUGUCAAGGGUGCCAGUCAAGGGGAGGGGUUAGGGAAUAAAUUUUUAUCAAAUAUUCGCGAAGUGGACUCCAUACUUCAGGUUGUUCGCUGUUUUGAAGAUAAUGAUGUUGUUCAUGUGAAUGGGAAAGUUGAUCCUAAGGCUGAUAUUGAUGUCAUCAACUUAGAGCUCAUUUUCUCAGAUCUGGACCAGAUUGAGAAGAGAGUGGAGAAGCUCAAAAAAGGAAAGGCAAAAGACUCACAAACCAAAGUUAAGGAGGAAGCAGAAAGGUCUUCCUUAGAAAAAAUUCAGCAUGCACUAUUGGAUGGGAAACCAGCAAGAUCAGUCGCUUUAACAGAUUUGGAAAAGGAUGCUGUAAAGCAUCUUUGCUUGCUUACAAUGAAACCGGUUAUAUAUGUUGCUAAUGUUGCAGAAUCUGAUCUAGCUGAACCUAGACAUAAUCCUCACGUCAAAGAAGUGAUGAAUAUUGCUCCUGAGUUGCAAUCUGGAGUAGUGACAAUUUCAGCACAGGUCGAGUCUGAGCUUACGGAACUACCAUAUGAAGAAAGAACAGAAUUUUUGGAAUCUCUUGGUGUUAGUGAAAGUGGUCUUGGGAACCUUAUCAGAGCAACAUAUGGCGUCUUGGGGCUCCGUACUUACUUUACGUCUGGAGAGAAGGAAACAAAAGCAUGGACCAUACUUGCAGGAAUGACUGCACCUCAAGCUGCUGGGGUCAUCCACUCUGACUUUGAGAAAGGUUUCAUUCGAGCUGAGACAGUGUCUUAUGAUGAUUUUGUUGCUGCUGGUUCACUUGCUGCAGCAAGGGAAAGAGGAGUUUUGAGAUCUGAGGGCAAAGAAUACAUUGUACAAGAAGGAGAUGUCAUGCUGUUUCGUUUUAACGUAUAA
Molecule: messenger RNA, 1260 nt
Organism: Prunus armeniaca (apricot)
Lineage: Eukaryota; Viridiplantae; Streptophyta; Magnoliopsida; Rosales; Rosaceae
Source: the annotation of a GenBank genome assembly